Balaenoptera musculus (blue whale) is the source of this 2017-nucleotide messenger RNA. RefSeq names its product RNA-binding motif protein, X chromosome. The coding region runs from base 134 to 1309 and encodes 391 amino acids. NCBI's taxonomy places the organism in Eukaryota, Metazoa, Chordata, Mammalia, Artiodactyla, Balaenopteridae. Gene Ontology annotation, molecular function: RNA binding. Gene Ontology annotation, biological process: positive regulation of mRNA splicing, via spliceosome. Gene Ontology annotation, cellular component: spliceosomal complex. The transcript has a single exon. The record is from RefSeq and is a predicted model, not a curated record.
GCGAGCGGCUUCUCGCUUCCCUUUUCGGGACCGACCACCCUCCAGCGUGCUGAGCUGCUAGGAAGCCGCCGUCGGCGAGCUCGUAGGAGCUUGAAACCGUCGUCACCCCUCCGACUUUCACCAGAGGGAAAAAAUGGUUGAAGCAGAUCGCCCAGGAAAGCUCUUCAUCGGUGGCCUCAAUACAGAAACAAAUGAGAAAGCUCUUGAAGCAGUGUUUGGCAAAUAUGGACGAAUAGUGGAAGUUCUCUUGAUGAAAGAUCGUGAAACCAACAAAUCGAGAGGAUUUGCUUUUGUCACCUUUGAAAGCCCAGCAGAUGCUAAGGAUGCAGCUAGAGACAUGAAUGGAAAGUCCUUAGAGGGAAAAGCCAUCAAGGUAGAACAAGCCACUAAACCAUCAUUUGAAAGUGGUAGACGUGGACCACCUCCACCUCCAAGAAGCAGAGGCCCUCCAAGAGGCCUUAGAGGCGGAAGAGGAGGAAGUGGAGGAACCAGGGGACCUCCCUCACGUGGAGGGCACAUGGACGAUGGUGGCUAUUCCAUGAAUUUUAACAUGAGUUCUUCUAGGGGACCACUUCCAGUAAAAAGAGGACCACCGCCACGAAGUGGGGGUCCUCCUCCUAAAAGAUCUGCCCCUUCAGGACCAGUUCGCAGCAGCAGUGGAAUGGGAGGAAGAGCUCCUGUAUCACGUGGAAGAGAUAGUUAUGGAGGUCCACCUCGAAGGGAACCCCUGCCCUCUCGUAGAGAUGUCUAUUUGUCCCCAAGAGAUGAUGGAUAUUCUACUAAAGACAGCUAUUCAAGCAGAGAUUACCCAAGUUCUCGUGAUACAAGAGAUUAUGCACCACCACCAAGAGAUUAUACUUACCGUGAUUAUGGUCAUUCCAGUUCACGUGAUGACUAUCCAUCAAGAGGCUAUAGUGAUAGAGAUGGGUAUGGUCGUGAUCGUGACUAUUCAGAUCAUCCAAGUGGAGGUUCCUACAGAGAUUCAUAUGAGAGUUAUGGUAACUCACGUAGUGCUCCACCUACACGAGGGCCCCCGCCAUCUUAUGGUGGAAGCAGUCGCUAUGAUGAUUACAGCAGCUCACGUGACGGAUAUGGUGGAAGUCGAGACAGUUACUCAAGCAGCCGAAGUGAUCUCUACUCAAGUGGUCGUGAUCGGGUUGGCAGACAAGAAAGAGGGCUUCCCCCUUCUAUGGAAAGGGGGUACCCUCCUCCACGAGAUUCCUACAGCAGUUCAAGCCGCGGAGCACCAAGAGGUGGUGGCCGUGGAGGAAGCCGAUCUGAUAGAGGGGGAGGCAGAAGCAGAUAUUAAAAACAAACAAAACUUUGGACCAAAAUCCCUGUUCAAAGAAACAAACAAAAGUGGAACCUAUUCUAUCAUAACUACCCAAGGACUACUAAAAGGAAAGAUUGUGUUACCUUUUUAAAAUUUCCUGUUAAGUUCCCCUUCCAUAAUUUUUAUGUUCUUGUGAGGAAAAAGAGUAAAACAUGUUUAAUCUUUGAUUUUAUGACAUUGCUUUCAACAAGCAAAUGUUAAGUGUGUUAAGACUUGACAUGUGUACUAGUAUUGUAAUUUUCCAAGUAAAAGUGUCCCUAAAGGCCACUUUUCUAUAAGAUUUUCCCCAGUAAAUGAUGAGGCAAGCAAUUCUAAGAUCUUUCACAAAAUAUCUAUUCAUCUAAAAUGGAGAGAUGAAUCCUCCUGCCUGUACAAACAAGCUAGCUAUUAGAGGGUGGUCGGGGUAUGCUACUCUUAGGAUUUCAGAGUGUCUUCAAACUGAAAUCUCAAUGUUCUCAGUAUGAAAAACCUGAGAUCAGAUGCUUAUAUUGUAAGGAAAAUGCUAUUCGCCCAGUAAACCCAAAAAAGCAAAUGGAUAAUGCUGGCCAUAUUUUGCUUUUCUGACAUUUCCUUGGGAAUCUACAAGAACCUCCCCUUUUCCCCUCCCCAAUAAGACCAUUUAAGUGUGUGUUAAGCAACUACAGAAUACUAAAUAAAAAGUUUGGCCAAAACCAACCAUGAAGC